AUGUAUGACGAAGAUGACGCUAAUAAUAUUGGCGCUGAGCGCCUAUCGCAGUCUCAAAAAUCCCAUGAUCAUUCCUCCCCUUCACCUCAUUCUUCACUCCCUUCCAACCGAAAUCGAAACAGCGAUAUUAUUAAUAGUGAUUACUUGUAUCCAACUCAACAACAAAAUAUAGCAAAAAGUUCUAAUAAUAGCAACACAAAUUUAAGCAAUAAUCCAAGUACUAAUUCAGCUGAAAGAUAUAGUAAAAUAUUUCCGGAUUUUUUCUCAAAUUCUUCAAAUAAUUCUUACAGAAAUUCUGAUUCAAAACGUAGUUCUAAUAUUAUACAUCCUUAUCAAUCUUCUACUCAGAGAAGAGAUCCUGAUUUUGAAGAUUUUAAUUUAAAUAGUGAUCAAUACGAACCAUUAAACGCUCAUCGACAUAAAUCUUAUUUUUCAACUUCAUCUUCUCAACCCUCACCUUCUUUACAGAGCGACCCAAAUCAUCAGAAAGUUCCAAUUUUACAAAAUAGAAGAAAAUCUCUCUGCUUGUGUUGUGGAAUUAUAGCUUUUAUAAUCUUAAUCAUGAUUCCAAUUUUUUUGUUUGUGAUUGCACCUGCCAUCGCUCGAAAUGUUGUUGCUGAAUCAAAAAUAUCUUUUAAUAAUGUAAAAUUGACUAAUAUUUCUGAAGACAACUUUUCGUUGACUUUUACUGGUUCUGUCUCAAAUACUGGUCCAUUAUCGGCAGCCAUAACAAUUCCUGAUGGAGUUACAGUCUCUUUUAAAAAUACAACGUUAGGUAGAAUGGCUCUAGACCCUAUUAAUACUAGACCUUUUAAUGGUGCUACUUUACAAUCUACAAAAUUAUUUAAAAUAGAAGACAAGAAAGCUUUUACAAUAUUUAGUAAAUUUAUGUUGACUGAAAAAGAAUUUACUUGGCAUUUAGAAGGAAAUACUAUGAUCAAAGUUUCGGGUUUGACCAUUAAUGAUAUUGGAUUAUCAAAAGAUGUUACUUUGAGUGGUAAUAUAUCAUUUAAUCUCAUUUAA
Molecule: messenger RNA, 1023 nt
Organism: Dentiscutata erythropus
Lineage: Eukaryota; Fungi; Glomeromycota; Glomeromycetes; Diversisporales; Gigasporaceae
Source: the annotation of a GenBank genome assembly